Halichondria panicea is the source of this 1574-nucleotide messenger RNA. Its product is annotated as DEP domain-containing mTOR-interacting protein-like. Lineage: Eukaryota; Metazoa; Porifera; Demospongiae; Suberitida; Halichondriidae. Bases 1 to 1455 code for a protein of 484 amino acids. Gene Ontology annotation, biological process: intracellular signal transduction; negative regulation of TORC2 signaling; negative regulation of TORC1 signaling. The transcript is spliced from 7 exons. Gene Ontology annotation, molecular function: protein binding. The record is from RefSeq and is a predicted model, not a curated record.
AUGAGCAUGAUCGCCCAACCCGUGUUCAGUAAAAGUCCUCGAACUUCGGUGACUUCAGUCAACUCAAUCAAGCUAUACUCGAACUCGAACUCUAGCUCUUCUGCAGCUGAAGGGCUCGGCAACUCAGCGUCCAAAUAUACUUACACUUCGUACAGUGACUACACAGCUUCGCUUAAGAGAGACAAAGCUCAACCCAGUCAAAGCAUGACCGAUGCCGUUCGCCAGUCAAACAAGGCAGCCAUCUUGGCUGUUGGAGAGGAGCUACGCAUUUUGCUGCACGAAGAAGACCCACCAAUGAUAAAGGACCGACGAUUCCACCUGCGCUCCUACCCGCAGUCUUUUGUUGGCUCAGAAAUGGUGGAUUGGUUGCUCAAGAAGGGGGAAGUGGAGACCAGGGCAGAGGCUGUCCAGAUGAUGCAGAAACUGGUGGACUAUGGAGUAAUGCAUCAUGUGUGUGAUGACCAUUUGUACAAAGAUGAUUUCCUGUUCUAUCGAUUUCGAAGAGAUGAUGGCUCUUACAAGGAGGCUGCAGACACUGCUAUUCUCGCCAAGGGGCAACGUCUGUACAGCAGGCUACAGAGUGAUGGCAGCAAUUUGAUCCAAGAUCGCAAGUAUCACCUCAAAUCGUACAAGCGGUGUUUUGUAGCAAAAGAUUUUGUGGACUGGCUCGUUGGUAGGGGCGAAGCUACUAAUAGGCUGGAUGCUGUGGACCUGGGCAAGCAGCUUGUCGAUGCAGAGGUCAUCAGUCAUGUUGUUGGAGACCACCACUUCAAGGAUGAGUUCCUAUUCUUUCGCUUCAAGCACGAUGAGAAGAACAAGAAGUUUCGCGAGCGUCUCCGCUCUCGCACUGCGUCCAACUCCUUCACAGCGUCCAAGAGGUCAACAAGGUCAGAAGAUGACACUGGAAGUGGUGGGAGCAGUGUGGGUAACCGUGGGUCUGGAAGCAGUUGGGGGUCACGGGGGGAAUCCCCUCAGAGCGCCACACCAGAACUUGAUGAGUACGUGCAGAUGCAAAGUCAUCAGUUGGGCCUUAAGCAGCCCAGUCCUAGUUCUUCUCGCUUCACUCCCUCUCCACAGCCUCCCAACUCUACACCUCCACCUCCUUCGGCAAAUGUACGCUCUAAUGGGGUGGCCCCUGCUGCGACCUCCACUCAGGCUGCCAGACCAGCUGCCGAAGAUCUGGCUAAUUUGGACAAGUACAGCAGGAGAAAAGUGGAUGUUGUCAGUGAUCCUGUUGGCUAUGGAUUCGUAAUCCGAGGCUCUCGACCAGUUUAUGUUCACAGUGUGGAUCCUAAUGGACCUGCAGCUGCUGCUGGUCUUAAGGAGGGAGAAUAUCUGUUCUCUGUAAAUGAUCAGUCUGUGCUUCAAGCCUCACACACUGACGCUGCUCGUAUCAUUCUCAUGGGCUCCAGCACGGCAUUCCUCGUUACUCUAGUACCCAAAGACAUUCAAUAGUCAAUUUAUUAUUAGUUUUGUGUUUAUGUAUGUGUCGCGAUUCCAUUUUUGUACACAUGUAUCAUUUUUUUUCGUUGUGUGACGUUAUGUUAUUGUAUGACGUAUAAUAAUGAACAACA